Messenger RNA from Bicyclus anynana (squinting bush brown), 3963 nucleotides. Its product is annotated as zinc finger protein 354C. The coding region runs from base 290 to 3553 and encodes 1087 amino acids. The transcript is spliced from 10 exons. The record is from RefSeq and is a predicted model, not a curated record. Gene Ontology annotation, molecular function: zinc ion binding; DNA-binding transcription factor activity, RNA polymerase II-specific; RNA polymerase II cis-regulatory region sequence-specific DNA binding. Gene Ontology annotation, biological process: regulation of DNA-templated transcription. Lineage: Eukaryota; Metazoa; Arthropoda; Insecta; Lepidoptera; Nymphalidae. Gene Ontology annotation, cellular component: nucleus.
UUGCUAUUUCUUGAUAUAUUUUGUUUGCUCUAAAAUUAACAAUCUUAAAUGAUAGAAUAAUUUAACUAAUAAAGUCUCUUGUGGAACAAAUAAAAAUCAUGUUGAUAAUGGCAUAUUUUAAUUAUAUUAAGAAAUAGGAACAUACUAAGCAAAAAAAUUUGUUUUUUAUUUGUCAAUAGUCUUCAUAAAUCCCUCUAUUUUUUUAUAUUUAAAGUAUCUAAAUCACAGUUAGAUAUGGUCCCACUCUCACUCAUAAGAUAUUUUUCAUAGCUGAGUAAAUUAGAAAAAUAUGGAAGGGUUUUGUAGAAGUUGCCUAGUGAAAUUUGAUGAGCCCACUGACUUGGUACCAUAUUCAGAAAAAAACAGAAGAUUGUUUGUUUAUGCUACAGGAUUACAGGCCAAGAGAAAUGACACAUUCAUAUUCCAACUCUGCAAGGAGUGCUUUCUAAACAUGAAGGUGGCGUGUAACUUCAAGAAAACAUGCAGGAACUCGGACAAGAAGUUGAAAAACUAUUUAGCUAAUAAGGAAGCUGGGGAUGCUGUAGAUUUCUGCACAUUCCUCAAGAAUAAUGAUGAAUCUCUUAAAUUCAGGCUUCCAAUGUAUGCUGGUAACAGUACUCCUGCCAACAGAAAUAAAGAUGAUGAUAAUGAAUCAACCUGCACAAGCAUACAGAACUUUAUGACAGACAUACUAAAAUCUGAGGAGAUACCGGACAGUGAAGCGCGCAUUAUCAAAGAGGUGAUUGAAGAGGAGACUGACAUAUUGGAUGAUUCUUUGGAUUCACAUUGGCUGCAAGAUGAUAUGUCUAUUGAUACCGAUUUUAGGCUGGAUUUUAGUUUCAGUCCAUUUUCAACACCACGGUCCACAAUUGAUGAUCCUUACACACCAAAGAAAGUACAAAACAAUACAACUGCACUUCAAGAACAAAAUGUUCCAGUUAAGAAAGAAUUUGAUGAUCAAACAUAUAUGGAAAAUAUUAACCCAAAUAUCCAAAAUGACAGCCACAAAAUAAAAAAAGAAAAUGUUGAAGAUUUAGAAAGUUGUGACGUUGAUACUAAUUUGGAAAAUGUAUUAAAUAACUCUGCAAACAAAGGAUCGUUAUAUAACUUAUUUCCUACGCCGCCCAUAAUUCCAAAUAUAUCUGCUCCUCCAACACCUCUAAUCAAAAGUAUUUUAUUUGGUGAUAAACUAGACAUUGAUACACAGUCUCGUCCAAACCACGUGUAUGUGCCAACAGAACUCAACAGUAAUAUCACGUCAGAAAAAAGAAUAGAAGAAAAAGAUAAGAGUGGUGAAAAAUGUGUUAUUGAUCUUAAUUUGGAAAAUGCAUUGAAAAAUGAUUCUGCGAAGAAAGUAAUGUUGGAUGACCUACUUGCGACUCCUCCAGUGAUUCCAAAUAUAUCUGCACCGCCCACACCGUUAAUAAAGAAUAUUCUAUUUGGUAAUAAAAUAGACAUUGAGAAUCGACCAAAGAAUGUCUACGUACCGAGACCGGAUGAAAACGAUAUAGAUGGGCUAUACGAAGAAUUUUGUAAAAUAAGUGAUCAAGAUUUAAUAAUUAAGGAAGAAUUUUAUAUUAAGGAAGAAAAUUCAGAUCAUGAAUACAUAAUUAAAAAAGGUGUAAAUGUAAAUAAACCUGUUAAAACGACUGAAACUCUGAAUGAAUCUAAUGAGGAUAAAUACUGUUUAAAGGAGUUUCUAUGUAAAAUUUGCGAUAGAAAAUUCAAACAUGUUAUGGCACUAAAGGUGCAUUGUGUCAGCGCUCAUAAAUUCAAAAUAGCGAGUGCGAAACGUAAAAGUGUUAGAAAAAAAAUGAUAUGUGACUAUUGUGGAAAAGUUUUUAUGUCAUCCAGAUGUAUUGUGAGACAUAUUCAAAAACAUAUGGAACCUGAUAAGUAUGACUGUGACCGUUGUCCGUUGUCAUUUAGAACUGUGACUGGACUAAAGGCACACCAAUCUACCCACGGGAUUGUUCACAAGGGGAGCAAUAAUAAAAAAAGGAACUACAUAUGCACCGUUUGUGGAGCGGUGCAGAACAGUUCCUCCAACCACAACAUUCACAUGAGGAGACACAACAAUACCUACACCAUCACCUGCACUGUAUGCGGGAAGGGAUUCUACAGGACCUCCGACUUGGACGUCCAUAUGAGAAUGCCAAAUAAACGCCUGUUAUGGAGGAAAAUAGGUAAUCAUACCGAAGAAGAUAUGAAAAAAGCUCUUCAAGAUAUCAGAUCAGGGAAAAAAAUACGUGCUGUUGCUAGAGAACUGAAAAUUCCAUUUUCGACGUUACAACGUUAUGCAGCCAAAGUUAAAGCAUCCACAAGUCCUGAAAAUGUGAGACUUGUACCACAUUAUGACACUAACAGAGUUUUCACGGAUGAGCAAGAACAAGCAUUAAAGGAGUAUUAUCAAAACUGCGCUCUUAUGUUUUACGGCUUAACUACAAAAGAUUGUAGAACAGUUGCAUAUGAAAUGGCUGUUUUGAACAAAAUUAAAAUACCACAGUCAUGGGAUGUUAACAAGAUGGCAGGUAUUGAUUGGUUAAAAUCUUUUCGCCAGCGUCAUAGUGAACUUUCUUUACGCAAGCCGGAAGCUUGCAGUCUGGCUAGAGCAACGUCGUUUAACAAGGAAGUCGUCAAAGCUUUUUUUGAUAAACUACAAGAAGUUUAUAAAAGACAUACCUCGUUUGCUGAUGGUACCAGAGUAUACAACCUCGAUGAGACGGCAACGACAACAGUACAAAAACCCCAAAAUGUAAUUGGUCCUAAAGGAAAAAAUAUUGGAAAAGUAACUAGUGGUGAAAAAGGCACACUGGUAACUACUUGUUGCUUUAUCAGUGCAGCUGGUCAAGCUUUACCACCAGUACUAAUAUUUCCCAGAAAAAAUUAUAAAGAUCACAUGAUAAAAGGUACCCCGCCUGGAACGUUAGGUUUAGCGAAUCCAUCGGGACGGAUGAAUAGUGAGCUAUUUGUCAAAACAAUGAGACACUUUAUUAAACACACCUCAAGUUCUAAGGAGAAUGCAUCAUUAAUCAUUAUGGAUACUCACGAAUCACAUUUGUGUAUUGAAGCCAUAGAUUUAGCUAAAGAAAACGGAGUGACAAUAUUAACAUUACAUCCCCAUAUUUCAGCCAAAAUGCAGCCAUUGGAUGUGGGCAUUUUUUCUCCAUUUAAAAGCUAUUAUAAUGCUGCUAUGGAUUCUUGGUUGUUAAAUAAUCCAGGGAAAAAUGUGACGAUCUACGAUUUAGCUGAGUUUAUAGGGACUGCAUUUACCAGGGCCAUGACCCCAAUGAAUAUUAUAAAUGCCUUUAGAAAGACCGGCAUCUACCCUUUUGAUAGAAAUGUUUUCACAGAUGAAGACUUUCUGCCGAGCGCUGUGACUGAUCGUCUUUAUCCUGAUGUUUUAAAAAACGUACCUGACGUAUCUUUGCAAGAUGGCAGAGUUGAUGAACAAAAUAGGCCAUCGAUUUUAGAAAAUGAAACAUUCUCUGAAAUUCUGGCACAUACUCCAACUUUUCAGCAAGACCCAGAGUCUAUGCUUGAUCAAAGAUAGGAACUACCUGAGACUCGGCAAUGCUUACAUAAAGAGCACAUAGAGCUACAUUCCGCAGAACAACAAGAUACGUCAGAACCUCAGUGCUCUACGUCAAAAGGCAUAUCCGCAUCUUUUUUUCCGCAAGUCCUAGUCAAUUUAGAAAACCCCUCAAAGCACUGCCAAGGGCGAACAUAAAUAUAAGAAAAUGGCCGCAGCUUAAUCGCAACAGACACACCUGAGAAAGAAAAUAUUAGAAGUCAAAUUCAGAAGUGAAGAAAAAUAAGUUACCAAAGAAAGACAAACCAAAAAAAAAGCUGUGAGAAAAGUCCUGCAAAGUGAAUCAGAGGAUGAUGGAGAAGAUGUUCCUCUUGAUGAUGAAGACUCUGAUUGGUGUGAGGAAGAUGAAGCCAUAGAUGAAAUAGAGACAU